This is a messenger RNA of Dendronephthya gigantea, 2767 nucleotides long. Its product is annotated as probable C-mannosyltransferase DPY19L1. The transcript has 26 exons. The record is from RefSeq and is a predicted model, not a curated record. NCBI's taxonomy places the organism in Eukaryota, Metazoa, Cnidaria, Anthozoa, Malacalcyonacea, Nephtheidae. Gene Ontology annotation, molecular function: mannosyltransferase activity. Gene Ontology annotation, cellular component: nuclear inner membrane. Bases 82 to 2244 code for a protein of 720 amino acids.
AAGAACAAAGGAUGAAAGGAUGACUGAACGAAGAGGAUACAACUAACAAAAUAUCGAUACAAUAAUAAAAGACUCGUUAAUAUGGGGAAGAAGAAACAAGAUGCGCCAAGAAAUAAUCAUGUAUCCACGGUCCCGAAAAAAACAGCGAAGACGAAGUUGAAAAAAAAGGAAUAUGAGGAGAAAAUAUUGCAACCUUUUGGUAGUUUUGGAAAUCAUAGCAAAGCAUAUGUAGCCUUGGCGAUUUUACUGGCUACAUGUGCUGGAAUCCUUCACAGUGCGCAUGUCUCUCGGAUGUUUGAAAAUGAACGGUUUUUCUCUCACCUUUCCACCUUGGAGAGGGAACUUUCAUUCAGGACUGAAAUGGGUCUCUACUAUUCAUACUACAAAACUAUUGUUGAAGCACCAACCUUUUGGAGUGGUGUUCAUGCCAUCAUGAACUGUAACAUCACAGAAUAUCCUCAAACAACAAAUACACUGAAGAGAUUUAAUUUAUACCCAGAGGUCCUUUUGGCUGCUGGGUAUAGAUUAUAUAUUUGGGUAGCAAAUACAUUUGAGAUUCAAACAAAAGUAUGCUAUCAAGUGAACAGAGGCUAUAAUCUACCACCUGUAGAGAGUUGUGAAGGGAUGGGUGAAUUGUCAUUCUUUUAUGUGUAUCCUAUAUUUUAUCUCAGUGGAAUUACAAUGUUUUGUUUCUUUCUACUUUGUUUUUACUUGAGCGGUAGCAUUUGGGGAGGAAUUAUCGGAAUCACUACAUAUUUUUACAACCAUGGUGAGGCAACACGCGUUAUGUGGACGCCUCCUUUACGUGAAAGUUUCUCAUUUCCACUGCUUGUUGUACAAUUGUUGUCAGUAACCAUUGUUCUUAAGCAUCCUAAACCAAACUGGUAUCAUACCUGUUUAAUACUUAUUACUACCCUUGGUUUUAUGUUGCCAUGGCAGUUUGCCCAGUUUGUUUUGCUAACACAGACAUGCGCCCUUUUCGGUCUUUAUGCACUAAGGUUUAUAACAGCUAAGAAGAUUUGCUGUAUUUUGUACGGUCUCUUUAUUGCUCAUGUUGCAAACUACGUCUGUCAAUUUGGAAAUUCUAUGUUACUCAGUUCAUUUUUCAUGGCAGCUGUUAUCUCAGUGUUGGUAAUAUCCAAUUUGGAACUCUAUAUAUUCAAAUUACCAAAUAUCAUUUUAAUUUGGGCUGUGCAAGGCUCCGUAUUUUUAGUUGGUACUUUUGGAAUAAAGUUUCUAACAGCGAGGCUUCUUAAUAUCAAAGAUGAUGCACAUAUUGUAGAUAUCCUGAAAUCGAAGUUUACAAGUUAUAAAGAUUUCCAUACCUUGUUAUACACUUGUGCACCCGAAUUUAAUUUCAUCGAAAUAGAGACAUUUUACAAGUUAUCAAAGACUUUAUUGUUACCUUGUGCUCUCCUUGGUGUUACAGCCAUUCUUUUCAAGAUCAUAAAAUUUGAGAUACAUUACUGGUUGUUAUCGAAAGAUGACGAGACACCCAAUGGUGCAGCAGAUAAUGAAGAUGACGAGAUACCAUUAUCGAAUCUAAAACCUUAUGCUGAGCAUUUCUAUCACGUACUUCAAGCAUCCGCGUUCAUCAUCAUUGCCAUAUUAAUCAUGCGUCUAAAAUUGUUCGGAACACCUGCACUGUGCAUCAUGGCUUCCAUGGUUGCCUCACGACAGUAUUUCAGCUUCGUUGGCAGUAAAACUCGGCAUCAAGCAAUCUUGGUUGUGAUAUUAGCAAUGAUGUCUGUGCAAGGAAUUGCCAAUUUAAGAAUCCAGUUUAACACGAGUGGAGAAUACAACAAUCCUCACUUGGAAGAACUGAUCAGCUGGAUAGAAACAAAGACGUCAAAAUUUCACGUAUUUGCUGGUUCAAUGCCGACAAUGGCCACGGUCAAGUUGACUACAAAGAGACCAAUCGUAAAUCACCCGCAUUAUGAAGAUGCUGGACUGAGAGAAAGAACAAAAAAGGUUUAUCAGAUGUACAGCAGAAAACCUUGUGAAGAGAGCUGGAAAUCGUUGAUAGAUAUGGGCGUGAAUUACAUUAUUAUUGAAAAAAAUUGGUGUUUUGGCAGAUCAAAGCAAGGAUGCAGUAUGCCAGACAUAUGGGACGUUGAAGAUAUUAAAAACAGAGGAAGACCAAGUUGUUGUAGUAUAUUAUUUAAGAAAAUAGAGGAAGGAUCACAUGUCAAACCUUUUCAGCUAGUAUUUAGAAAUGAUGACUAUACUGUAUUCAGGACAUGACAAUGGCGAUAGUUUACCCAGACAUUGGAAUAACAUAAAAUGAUCUAAGUUAAAAAAUUUAAAUUAUGUAUUAAAACCAGUUUUAAGAGUUUUGGAGAUAUGUUUGAUAUGUGAAUGAAAAAUGUCAUUGACCAGCAAAGCAAUAUGCCUUGUUGCCUUGGUCAAAACUGAUCAUCACUUAGAAUUUUUAUGCUUUCACAUUUUCAUAAAUGAAUUAUUAAAUUAUACACAUGCACAUCCACUUCAAUGUCUAUGGUCUUUUUGUUUGGAUUGGCUAAGCCAAAUAUACGAUAGAUUGUCUACUACGGUAGAUUGUUUUAUUUAUGCUGAAGCAAAGUGCUUGGAAUGAAAAAGUUGAAAAUUUUAAGUAUAAAUACAAUACUAAUGUUUGCAUUCCAAUAUCCCUAGCUUGACAUAUAUAGGCACCCCUCGCUUUGUCCACUAAACGCUUCCUCCUUAGUUAUAAUGCAUUGUGCUUAUAGAUGCUGGAUAAGAUGGUAACCACGGGCGUCCGGCCAGCAGC